Molecule: messenger RNA, 1040 nt
Organism: Paramisgurnus dabryanus
Lineage: Eukaryota; Metazoa; Chordata; Actinopteri; Cypriniformes; Cobitidae
Product: 3-oxoacyl-[acyl-carrier-protein] reductase FabG
Molecular function (GO): oxidoreductase activity
Source: RefSeq, a predicted model, not a curated record
GCUGGGCAGAGUCGUAUAAAUCGAACACAUCUCUUUCUCAGGACAGCUACAGUAACGUCAAAGGUUUGUUGAUGCACGUGACCGCAUAAAAGUCCUGCAACGCAAAAAGUUGAAUAUAAUUAGGAUCGAAAUGGCAGCUCCAGAUGCUUUCAAAGUUAACUCUCUGAAGGACAAAGUGACUCUAAUCACAGGUGCAAGUUCAGGAAUAGGAGCUGGCACAGCAGUACUGUUCGCUAAACUCGGUGCCCGGCUCGCCCUCAAUGGACGGGACGUCGAAAAUCUCACCAAAGUUGCGAAAGAAUGCGAAGACUGUGGCGCAAUAAAACCUUUACUAGUACCUGGAGAUUUAACUAAUGAGGAUACAGUGAGGAGGACAGUUGAAGAGAUCAUUGCGCAUUUUGGAAAGCUGGAUGUCCUCGUCAACAGCGCAGGGAUCCUUGCUAUGGGCAGCAUAGAGACUACUGAUUUGGCCCAGUAUGAUACAGUCAUGGCUGUGAAUGUCAGAUCCGUUUAUCAUUUAACUCAUCUUUGUGUGCCACAUCUUAUCAAAACUAAAGGCUCCAUUGUGAAUGUGUCUAGUGUGAAUGGACAACGAUCAUUUCCUGGUGUACUUGCUUAUUGUAUGUCCAAAUCAGCCAUUGACCAAUUCACAAGCUGUGUUGCUCUUGAGCUGGCACCAAAGCAAGUACGUGUCAACUCAGUAUGUCCGGGGGUUAUUGUAACAGAAGUGCACAAGCGUGCGGGACUGGAUGAAGAGCAAUAUGCUCAGUUCCUUGAGAAGUGCAAACUGACCCAUGCUCUCGGUAGACCGGGUGAAGUAGAGGAAGUUGCUCAUGCCAUUGCAUUUUUGGCAUCUGAUGCUGCAACCUUUAUAACAGGUGUCAACCUUCCAGUGGACGGAGGUCGACAUGCUAUGUGUCCACGACGCAGUUGUGAGAGUUCUUCCUCCAGCUGUGCGAGCAUUCCCUGAAGUCGCUCGAUAUCGGUGGCAUACUUAUGAUUCGUCUCUCCAAGGUUCCCCUCGAGAACACUGACCUGAG